AUGGCGUUCAUUUCCAACAAUUCCAAGCUUCUCCGAUGGCGUCCAUCUCUCCACCCUAUCUUCCCCUCCACCUCUCUCUCUUCCCGUUUCUCCACCUCCACCUCCGUCGCCGAACCUCUCUCCGAACCAGACCACCCUCUCCCUAUCCAUUCCCUUCCCGAACUUCCUCCCCAACCCAAGCCCCAAUCGAAGUCCCAAUCCCAAUCCCCGCAAACCAAUCCCGAACUCAUAAUCUCUCGCAUGCUCGCAAACCGUGUCUGGACAACUCGUCUCCAGAACUCGAUCCGUUCAAUCGCCCCUAAAUUCGAUUCCAAUCUCGUUUGGAACAUUCUUCACGCCACCACUAACCCUGAUCAAGCCCUAAAAUUCUACCGUUGGCUUGAACGUUCGAAUCUCUUCACUCAUGACGCACACACCACUCUCAAAAUGCUUCAAAUCCUUACCCGCUUCUCGAAACUAAACCAUGCCCGUUGUAUUCUCCUUGAUUUGCCGAAGAAGAAUCUCGCUUACGACGAAGACAUGUUUGUUGCUUUGAUUGAAGGCUAUGGUCGCGCUGGGAUUGUUCAGGAAGCUGUUAAGAUCUUUCAGAAAUUGGAUCAGAAAAGUGUUAAAUCUUAUGAUGCCUUGUUUAAAGUGAUUUUGAGGAGGGGAAGGUACAUGAUGACGAAAAGGCUUUACAAUGCUAUGUUGAGGGAAGGUAUUGAACCUACUAGACAUACUUAUAAUAUUCUUCUUUGGGGUAUGUUUUUGUCUUUGAGAUUGAAUACUGCUAUUAGAUUUUAUGAAGAUAUGAAAAGUAAGGGUAUUGAGCCUGAUGUUGUGACUUAUAAUACUUUAAUUCAUGGUUAUUUUCGGUUUAAGAAAGUUGAUGAGGCUGAGAGUUUGUUUGUGGAAAUGAAAGAGAAGAAUAUUUUUCCUAAUGUUAUUAGUUAUACUACUAUGUUGAAGGGGUGUGUUGAUGUGGGGAAGGUUGAUAGGGCGGUAGAGGUUUUCGAGGAGAUGAAAUCUUGCGGUAUUAAGCCGAAUGCUGUUACUUUUACUACUUUGUUGCCGGGUUUGUGUGAUGCUGAUAAAUUGGUUGAGGCGGCUAAUCUCUUGGGGGAGAUGGUGGAGAGGUAUAUUGCUCCUAAGGAUAAUUCUGUAUUCAUGAAACUGAUGGAUUGUCAGUGUAAAGCUGGUAACUUGGAUGCUGCGGUGGAUGUGUUGAAGGCGAUGGUACGGUUGAGUAUUCCUACGGAGGCGGGGCAUUAUGGUGUGUUGAUUGAGAGUUUCUGUAAGGCGAAAGUGUAUGACAGGGCGGAGAAAUUGUUGGACAAGUUAAUUGAGAAGGAUAUUGUUUUGAGGCCGGAGAAUUCCUUUGAAAUGGAAUCUAGUGCUUAUAAUCCGAUGAUUGAGUAUCUGUGUGACAAUGGGAAGACAGUGAAAGCUGAAACGUUUUUCCGGCAGUUGAUGAAAAAGGGUGUACUGGAUUCCGUUGCUUUCAAUAACUUGUUCCGUGGGCACUCAAAGGAAGGAAAUCCUGAAUCUGCACUUGAGAUUGCAACAAUCAUGAGUAGGAGAGGGGUUCCUAGUGAUGCAGAUUCUUAUAAACUGCUUAUUGAUAGUUACUUGAGAAAAGGAGAACCAGCUGAUGCUAAAACAGCUUUCGACCACAUGCUUGAAGGUGGACAUCAGCCAGAUUCGUCUCUUUACAGGUCAGUUAUUGAGAGCUUGUUUGAAGACGGAAGGGUGCAAACUGCAAGCAGAGUAAUGAAAACUAUGGUGGAGAAGGGGGUGAAGGAGAAUAUGGACUUGGUUCCAAAGAUAUUGGAGGCCCUUCUCAUGAGAGGCCAUGUUGAAGAAGCUUUGGGCAGAAUUGAUUUGCUUAUGCUUAAUGGGUGUGAGCCUGAUUUUGACCACCUUAUAUCUACUCUAUGUGAGAAAGAAAAGAGGAUUGCUGCUCUCAGAUUGUUAGAUUUUGUUCUUGAGAGAGACAUUAUCAUAGACUUUUCAAUCUAUGAUAAGGUUUUAGAUACUCUCUUAGCAGCAGGAAAGACUCUCAAUGCAUAUUCCGUCUUAUGUAAAAUUCUGGAGAAAAGAGGCGCGACUGAUUGGAGUAGCCGUGAUGAGUUGAUCAAGAGCCUUAAUCAGGAAGGGAACACAAAGCAAGCAGAUGUCUUGUCGAGAAUGAUCAAAGAAAAAGUGGCAAGUCCUCCAAAGAAAGAGGGAAAGAAGAAAGCAAGUAGAGUUGCAUAG
Lathyrus sativus (Indian pea) is the source of this 2235-nucleotide messenger RNA. The record is from the annotation of a GenBank genome assembly. NCBI's taxonomy places the organism in Eukaryota, Viridiplantae, Streptophyta, Magnoliopsida, Fabales, Fabaceae.